CAAUCGUCAUUUUGUAGAGCGUUUUUUACUGCAUCUUUUCUUCAUAGAGACAAAUUUACAACCACUUGUUUCACUAUAGAAAAAUUUAUUAUUCAAAUCGAGUCAGGACUUCUGGCCCACCCUUUAGCCGUGUUCUUCGUUUUUUAUAUAUAAUAUUAUUGAAUGAAAAAAAAUGGGCAUCAAACUCAAUUAGAGUAGUAUUAAAACAAUAUGGUUUAGAUUCGGAGCAGCAGCCAUCGCUUAAUAAAAUACAACAACCAUCAACAGCAACUUCACAAUUAUUGGAAACACGUAUUCAAUCACCAUUAAUGGAUGAUCAAGAAAAAAUCGAUGCAAAGGAUGAUAAUCAACAGUCGACAACAUCGUUUCUAACACCACCGCCUCAAUUACGUUCGCAUUUGAAACGACGGCACUCUGAAAUGUCCACUGAACCAGAAGAUAGUAGUGAUACGUUAUUCAAUUUUUCACGGACACAAACAAGAAGUAAACGAGCAAGCACAUUGUUACCGAAAGAACCUCAACAAGUAAAAAAAGGACGGUACAAGCAAGCAUUGUCAAUUGAUGACUCAGAUGAUGGAUUAAAUGAGAAUAAUAUUGAUCAACAAACAACGACAACAAGUUUAGCUCAACGAACAAAUACAAAAAAAACAAAUCGAGGAAGACAUCGUGGACGUGGAGGUGGGAGAAAAUAG
Didymodactylos carnosus is the source of this 692-nucleotide messenger RNA. The record is from the annotation of a GenBank genome assembly. Lineage: Eukaryota; Metazoa; Rotifera; Eurotatoria; Philodinida; Philodinidae.